This is a messenger RNA of Glycine soja, 2910 nucleotides long. RefSeq lists its product as uncharacterized. NCBI's taxonomy places the organism in Eukaryota, Viridiplantae, Streptophyta, Magnoliopsida, Fabales, Fabaceae. Gene Ontology annotation, biological process: DNA integration. The record is from RefSeq and is a predicted model, not a curated record. The annotation marks the transcript as partial. The transcript has a single exon. Gene Ontology annotation, molecular function: nucleic acid binding; RNA-DNA hybrid ribonuclease activity.
AUGUGUGUAGAUUACCGGGACCUGAAUCGGGCCAGUCCCAAGGACAAUUUUCCGUUACCACACAUCGAUAUCCUCGUAGAUAACACGGCCAAUUUCGCUUUAUUUUCCUUCAUGGAUGGUUUCUCUGGUUACAAUCAGAUAAAGAUGGCGCCCGAGGAUAUGGAAAAGACUACUUUCGUCACCCUGUGGGGAACGUUCUGUUACAAGGUGAUGUCCUUUGGACUCAAGAACGCCGGGGCAACUUAUCAACGGGCCAUGGUAGCUUUGUUCCAUGAUAUGAUGCAUCAAGAGAUCGAGGUCUACGUGGACGACAUAAUUGCUAAAUCUAAAUCUGAGGAAGAACACCUUGUCAACCUGCGGAAGUUGUUCGAAAGGCUUAAGAAAUAUCAAUUAAGGUUGAACCCCGCUAAGUGUACCUUUGGGGUCAAAUCAGGGAAAUUGCUUGGUUUCGUUGUAAGCCAGAAAGGGAUAGAGGUAGACCCCGAAAAAGUGAAGGCUAUCCUUGAGAUGCCAGAACCCCGUACAGAGAGGCAAGUCCGAGGUUUCCUGGGGCGCUUGAAUUAUAUUGCCAGAUUCAUAUCGCAGCUCACCGCCAUUUGUGAGCCGUUGUUUAAACUCUUGCGCAAAAACCAAACUGAUCGGUGGAAUGAGGAUUGCCAAGAGGCUUUUGGAAGGAUCAAAAAGUGCCUAAUGAAUCCUCCUGUGCUUAUGCCACCAGUACCUGGAAGGCCUCUCAUUUUGUACAUGACAAUCUUGGAUGAGUCAAUGGGGUGUAUGCUGGGGCAACAUGACGAAUCCGGGAAGAAAGAGCGCGCUGUUUACUACCUAAGUAAGAAGUUCACGACCUGUGAGAUGAAUUACUCCUUGCUCGAAAGAACGUGUUGUGCUUUAGUAUGGGCGUCCCAUCGCCUAAGGCAGUACAUGCUGAGCCAUACUACCUGGUUGAUAUCCAAAAUGGACCCGGUUAAGUACAUCUUUGAAAAGCCAGCUCUCACAGGACGAAUCGCCCGGUGGCAAGUCUUGCUAUCUGAGUUUGAUAUAGUCUACGUCACCCAAAAGGCGAUAAAAGGAAGCGCUUUGGCAGAUUAUUUGGCUCAACAGCCUCUUAACGACUACCAGCCCAUGCAUCCGGAAUUCCCGGAUGAGGACAUCAUGGCCUUGUUCGAGGAAAGGUUGGACGAAGAUCGGGACAAAUGGACUGUAUGGUUUGACGGAGCGUCAAACAUUCUAGGUCAUGGCGUUGGGGCAGUGUUGAUCUCUCCGGACAAUCAAUGUGUACCUUUCACAGCCAGGCUAGGAUUCGACUGCACCAACAACAUGGCCGAAUAUGAAGCAUGUGCCCUAGCCGUCCAGGCAGCAAUUGACUCCGAUGUCAAACUACUCAAGGUGUACGGCGACUCAGCGUUGGUAAUCCAUCAGCUGAGAGGGGAAUGGGAAACUAGAGAUCCCAAGCUGAUACCCUACAAAGCCUACAUCAAGGAAUUGGCUAAGACUUUCGAUGAGAUCUCCUUCCAUCAUGUUCCCCGCGAGGAAAAUCAAAUGGCGGAUGCACUUGCUACGUUGGCAUCUAUGUUCCAGCUAACACCGCACGGGGACCUACCCUACAUUGAAUUUCAGUGUCGUGGCAAACCCGCACAUUGUUGCCAAGUGGAAGAGGAACGGGACGGAAAGCCCUGGUAUUACGACAUCAAGCGAUAUGUCGAAGGCAAAGAAUACCCGCCAGAGAUUGCCGACAACGAUAAAAGGACAUUGAGGAGGUUGGCAGCCAGUUUCUUCAUGAGCAGAGGCACACUGUAUAAGAGAAAUCACGACAUGACACUCCUGCGAUGUGUGGAUGCCAAGGAGGCAAAUCACAUGAUCGAAGAAGUCCAUGAGGGCUCGUUUGGAACACACGCCAACGGGCAUGCUAUGGCCAGGAAGAUCUUAAGAGCAGGUUAUUACUGGCUUACCAUGGAAAGUGAUUGUUGUGUCCAUGUGAGGAAGUGCCACAAAUGUCAAGCAUUCGCAGAUAAUGUCAAUGCCCCACCACAUCCUCUGAAUGUCAUGUCCGCCCCUUGGCCUUUCUCCAUGUGGGGAAUAGAUGUCAUCGGGGCCAUUGAGCCCAAGGCCUCGAAUGGUCAUCGCUUCAUCCUCGUAGCGAUAGAUUAUUUCACCAAGUGGGUCGAGGCGGCUUCAUAUACCAAUGUCACGAGGAAUGUGGUGGUCAGGUUCAUUAAGAAGGAGAUUAUCUGCCGAUAUGGUUUGCCAAGGAAGAUUAUCACGGACAACGGCACCAACCUGAAUAACAAGAUGAUGGGGGAAAUGUGCGAGGAGUUUAAAAUCCAGCAUCACAAUUCCACACCCUACCGGCCAAAGAUGAAUGGAGCCGUGGAAGCGGCCAAUAAGAAUAUCAAAAAGAUUAUCCAAAAGAUGACCGUGUCAUACAAGGAUUGGCACGAGAUGCUCCCAUUCGCGUUACACGGUUACCGGACUUCAGUGCGAACGUCAACUGGGGCAACGCCGUUCUCAUUGGUAUAUGGGAUGGAGGCGGUGUUACCGUUUGAGGUAGAAGUCCCGUCAUUAAGGAUCUUGGCAGAAUCCGGGUUAAAGGAAUCAGAGUGGGCUCAAACACGCUACGAUCAGCUCAACCUCAUUGAGGGUAAGCGCUUAACAGCCAUGAGUCAUGGGCGCUUAUACCAGCAGAGAAUGAAGAGUGCAUUCGACAAGAAAGUACACUUACGCAAGUUCCAUGAGGGAGACCUUGUGCUAAAGAAAAUGUCCCAUGCUGUCAAGGACCAUCGAGGGAAAUGGGCCCCGAACUACGAAGGGCCUUUUGUUGUGAAGAGGGCUUUUUCCGGAGGAGCCCUGGUGCUUACCAACAUGGAUGGCGAAGAGCUACCUUCACCCGUGAACUCUGAUGUCGUCAAACAA